This is a messenger RNA of Pleuronectes platessa (European plaice), 552 nucleotides long. RefSeq names its product calcium-binding protein 8. Gene Ontology annotation, molecular function: calcium ion binding. NCBI's taxonomy places the organism in Eukaryota, Metazoa, Chordata, Actinopteri, Pleuronectiformes, Pleuronectidae. The coding region runs from base 1 to 552 and encodes 183 amino acids. The transcript has 4 exons. The record is from RefSeq and is a predicted model, not a curated record.
AUGGAGGAGGAGGUCACCGAGCCCGAUCCCCAGGCGCUGGAGCACGCCGCUCCUCCACCGGGGACGCACUCGGAGGUGAACGGGGACCUGCCGGGGAACCCGUGCCUGAGGGACGGGUCGGAGGACGUGAUGGAGAGUCCGGUGAGGGAGCCUGUGGUGCUGCAGUAUCCUGCCCAGUACACCCCCGGCCAGCAGUGUGGGGAGAAGAUGCCGUUCCACCACGUGACGGCCGGGCUGCUCUACAAGGGGAACUACCUGAGCCGCUCUCUGUCGGAGAGCGACAGCGACGUGAUGGCCAGCAUCUCCGUGGAGGAGCUCGAUGAGAUCCGGGAGGCGUUUAAGGUUCUGGACCGCGACGGGAACGGGUUCAUCUCCAAACAGGAGCUGGGCAUGGCCAUGCGCUCGCUGGGUCACAUGCCCAGUGAGGUGGAGCUGGCCAUCAUCAUGCAGAGACUAGACAUGGAUGUUCACCAGUUCACCCAGUCCAACGUCCUCUCUGCUGUCAUCUCUCGUUCCCUGGAUCGUAACGCUGCUUCGGUUACCGGGCUCUGA